AUGGGACCCCUCAGUCUCUGGGGGUCCCCCAGACCCCUGCGGGGCUCUGUGCCCCCCCUGCACGGCCCCAUCGCCCCUUCAGCGCCUCCGGGUGAGAGGGGGACCCCGGUCCUGGGGGGGCCCAGCCCCGAGCCUGGGGGGCCGCGGGCAUCCGGGGCGGGGUGGGGGCACGAGGGCGGCCGCGGCACUUCCUGCCCCCGGAAAGGGGAAGUGACACAAGGGACCCGGCCGUUCAGGGGGGACCCCAAGAGCUCGGGGGGCCCCGAGAGGUUGGGGGGGACGCGGGAGCUCCGGCAGCCCCCGUUUGGGGGGGCCGCAGGUGACCCCCUGCCUCCCCAGCCCCCCCUGUACCAGGACGCCGUCGCCCGCCGGGCCCUGCGGCCCACCCUGCUCAGGAGCGUUUCGGUGCCGGCCGAGCCCCCCGCGCCCCCCGCCAUGGAUGUCACCUACGCCGUGGUCAACAAGCCCCGCCGGGGGGGCGGGGCCGCGGGGAGAGGCCCCUCCCCUUUGGGAAGAGACCACGCCCCCUUUGGACGAGACUCCGCCCCCUCGGGCACGUGCUCGCUGCCGGGCAGCCCCGUGCGCCGCCCCUCCCCCAGCCCGGCAGGCUCCCCCAGACCCACGGACGGCGCCUACGAGGUCGUGACGCCCCCCACUGACACUGGCAGCGGCCCCUGCCUGGGGUUUAACUUCCGCAUCGGGAAGCCCAAGGGCCCGCGGGACCCCCCGGCCGAGUGGUCCCGGGUGUGAGGGGGGGUCUGGAUCCCUGGGCCCCCCCCACAGAGGAGGGGCCGCAGCAGAACCCGUCUGAACCUUACAGCACCCAAUAUAGA
Onychostruthus taczanowskii (white-rumped snowfinch) is the source of this 833-nucleotide messenger RNA. Its product is annotated as transcription initiation factor TFIID subunit 4-like. The transcript has 6 exons. The record is from RefSeq and is a predicted model, not a curated record. Bases 1 to 750 code for a protein of 249 amino acids. Lineage: Eukaryota; Metazoa; Chordata; Aves; Passeriformes; Passeridae.